UCUUGGCAGGUGGGGAACUACUUGCGCAUGUUCCGGGGGUCUCUGUACAAGAGGUACCCCUCCCUGUGGAGGCGCCUUGCCACCGUGGAGGAGAGGAAGAAAAUUGUGGCGUCAUCACAUGAUCAUGGCUACACCACCCUGGCCACCAGCGUGACCCUGCUAAAAGCCUCGGAAGUUGAGGAAAUACUCGAUGGGAAUGAUGAGAAGUACAAGGCUGUGUCCAUCAGCACAGAACCUCCCACCUAUCUCAGGGAACAGAAGGCCAAGAGGAACAGCCAGUGGGUUCCGACAUUGCCAAACAGCUCCCACCAUCUGGACGCCGUGCCCUGUUCCACCACCAUCAACAGGAACCGCAUGGGCAGAGAUAAGAAGAGGACGUUUCCCCUCUGCUUUGAUGACCACGACCCUGCGGUGAUUCAUGAAAAUGCUUCCCAGCCUGAGGUUCUGGUCCCUAUCAGGCUGGACAUGGAGAUCGAUGGACAAAAACUAAGAGAUGCCUUCACGUGGAACAUGAACGAGAAAUUGAUGACCCCGGAAAUGUUCUCAGAAAUUCUGUGCGAUGACUUAGAUCUGAACCCCCUGACCUUUGUCCCUGCCAUUGCCUCUGCCAUCCGGCAGCAGAUAGAGUCCUACCCCACGGACAGCCUCCUGGAGGACCAGUCAGACCAGCGAGUCAUCAUCAAGUUGAAUAUCCACGUGGGAAACAUCUCUCUGGUCGACCAGUUUGAAUGGGACAUGUCUGAGAAGGAGAACUCCCCGGAAAAGUUUGCUCUGAAGCUGUGCUCGGAGCUCGGCCUCGGCGGGGAGUUUGUCACCACCAUCGCUUACAGCAUUCGGGGCCAGCUCAGCUGGCAUCAGAAGACCUACGCUUUCAGUGAGAACCCUUUGCCUACUGUCGAGAUUGCAAUUCGGAACACUGGCGAUGCUGACCAGUGGUGCCCACUCCUGGAGACCUUGACAGAUGCUGAGAUGGAGAAAAAGAUUAGAGACCAGGACAGGAAUACCAGGCGGAUGAGACGUUUGGCCAACACCGCCCCAGCCUGGUAGCCCACUGACCCCUCGUGGUGGAGUCUCUGGAAGGUGGGACCUUCUUUCCUUUUCUCUGUGGGCAGAAGAGGCUGGCGGGGAGGGGUGCAGCCCUUCACUGGGGCCCCUCAUCCACUGCCCUGCCCAGUCUGCCUGUGGAUCCCGUCCCUGGCCCAGGGUCAGGAGGGGUGCAGGAGGGCUUUUCUGGUCUGAUAGGAUUUGUUUUGUGUGUAUAGGUGCCCAGGGCACAGCUAGGAAGAUUUUUUUAAAUAAAGAGAAUGUGGGGUGAUCA
Vombatus ursinus (common wombat) is the source of this 1318-nucleotide messenger RNA. It is a transcript of the gene SMARCB1, whose product is annotated as SWI/SNF related, matrix associated, actin dependent regulator of chromatin, subfamily b, member 1. The transcript has 8 exons. Gene Ontology annotation, molecular function: transcription coregulator activity. Lineage: Eukaryota; Metazoa; Chordata; Mammalia; Diprotodontia; Vombatidae. Gene Ontology annotation, biological process: chromatin remodeling; regulation of transcription by RNA polymerase II. The annotation marks the transcript as partial. Gene Ontology annotation, cellular component: nucleus; nuclear chromosome. The record is from RefSeq and is a predicted model, not a curated record.